AUGGCGGUGGCGCGGGGAUCCCUCCAGCUGAGCAGGGCCUGUGCUCGCUCCCCCUGCGUCGCCAGGUCCCCCACCACCGUCUGCAACCUGCCGGCCACGCUCCUCAGCCGGUCGUACCGCAUCCGGACGAGCUCAUUGGACCUCGAAGUGGGGAACGUGUCGAACUCCUCGUCCAGCUCGUCGGGUGGCGCCCACUCCGCCUGCGAGAGCUUGGCGUCCAUGUGGGGAGGGUUCCUCGAGCGGAGCCGGAAGUUCGACAGGCCGAUCAUGAACAGGUACAGGAAGAUGGUGGGCAGGAUGAGCUCCGGGUACCGGACCAGGAUGAAGAAGAGCGCAUGGACGAGGAUGGUGGUGAUGGGGUUCCUCCACUCGCAGAUGACGUCGAACCACUUGCCGACGGCCACCAGGCCCGAGAAGAGCGAGGUGAUGCGGUAGAAGUUGGCCUUGCUCCGCCGGAGGCUCCACAUGUGGGAGUCCACGUCGAGCAUAUACUCCACAACCUCGCGGCGCAGGGGAGGCUCCGCCCGGGCCAGGCGGGCUCCCACAAUCUGUACCGCCUGGUGGCGGAGGUAGUCGAGGUGGACGACGGAGAUGGGCUGCACGUAGUGCAUCUUCGGCAGCAGCGGCAUGCCGUAGAGAGUCAUCAUGUUCACCCACCCCGUGCAGGUGAACCGCACAGCCAGGUGGAGCUCGCCGGUCUUCUUCAAUCCCGACGGCUGGAGGACCAGCAGCGGGUAGAAGUGGGUGUAGAGGCGGUCGGUCUCCAGCGUGGACAGCCGGAUCCUGACCUUCCCGAUCCUCUGGUCCCUGCCGCCGCCGUCGCCCUUGCCGCCGGCGACGUUGCCGUUGUCGAAGACGCCGACGGUGAUGACGGUGCAGGGGUCGUAGACCUCCCAGGUGUACUGCUCGUUCCACCGGGGGGAGACGGUGUCGAGCACCGUCCUGGUGCGGACCCACUUGGGGCCAAAUUUGGCGACGCAGUAGGCGUCGGUUGUGUGGCCGCUCUGCGCCUUCAUCGGCACCAGAUUGCGGGCGCCGAUGAUCCCCAGCUCCAGGACGCCAAUGCUCGGUUUCCAGAGGCUCUUCGCGGUGGGGAGGAGGUCGCUGCUGUAGUGGGCGGACUCGUCGAGGACGUGGUAGCCGGCGUCGAGGCUCACGCGGAGGUAGAUCUUGCUGGAGAACUUGGCCGGCUUCUUCUUCUCCCCGUCCUCCUCCGCCGCCGCCGCGGGGGGCCUCUCCAGGUUGAACCACCGCGCGACGGGGAGCUUCUUGUUGUCUAGCCGCUUCUGGGAGUCCUCCAUCGGCAGGAUGAGUCGCCCGAGGGGCUCGUCCUUGUUGGGCCCGACGCGGUCCUCGACGGUGACGACGAGCGGCUCGUCGUAGGGCUCCGCGGCCACGAACAGCAGCUCCUCGUUCCACAUCGAGUUGACGGAUCGCGCCUGCGACGGCCGCGUCCGCCGGAGCUGGUUCCCGAGUUGUAUCUUCACGUAG
Spirodela intermedia is the source of this 1491-nucleotide messenger RNA. The record is from the annotation of a GenBank genome assembly. NCBI's taxonomy places the organism in Eukaryota, Viridiplantae, Streptophyta, Magnoliopsida, Alismatales, Araceae.